Molecule: messenger RNA, 876 nt
Organism: Symbiodinium natans
Lineage: Eukaryota; Dinophyceae; Suessiales; Symbiodiniaceae
Source: the annotation of a GenBank genome assembly
AUGCUGAGCUUGGCCAUGCAAAUCACAUUCGAGCAGCAAUGGUCCCCAGAGAAGUCGCCGGUUCCUCGGUCAGUGACCGCACCGCCCCGGCGCCUCGGCCGGUGGCCCUCCUCGAAGUCCCUGACGCGGAUGAGGUCUCCCACGCGCAUCGUGGUGCAGACGCUGCCUCCAGCCCGACUCCAACCACUUGGAAGCGAUACCCCCAAAACUCCCGUCACGGUCGCGCGGCACUACUCGCAGUCGCAGCCGCUUUCUGCCACACUGCCGCUGCAGGUGGUCAUUGCUCACGAGCGUGCCUGUAAGAGUCCAGUCCGUGAGAGCCAUGAGCGUGCAGAGCCGGUGAGGUUCAUCUCCGCAAGUGGGAAUGUUGCGGCUCACGAGCGAGGUCGCAAGAACGUCGGUCGUGAGACUCUUGGAGAGCACGUGGAAACUGUAAGGUUCAUAUCUGCAAGUGGCAGCCAUGCCAGGGAGCUCUCACUGGAGAAGCCUGCCAGGCCUGCUCCCCCUCCACAGUCAGUCCGCCAAGCCACCUACCGAGCAACUUCAUCGGAGAGGCAGCCCAAGACCCCACAAAUGCCUUGCAGAACCUCGCAGCCACGAUACCAAUACUCCCCGCAACCUCGGCAGACACAUCAAGUCAUACAGCCGCAGCAGCCGCAGCAGCCGGCACAGCAGCCGGCGCAGCCGCUGGCGCAGUCUCCGCCGCGGUAUCAACUUCUUGCCCACCAGCAGUCGCCGCAGCCCCGCGUGCAGUACUUCAAUCCGGCAAGCUACGCUCAGACAGCGCCCAUGGUGGUACCACGCCUGCCAGGAACGAAUUUGACUGUUCUUCCUCCGCAGACGGUGGUGUGGCCCGGGCAGCCACGAAGAGAGUGA